This is a messenger RNA of Haliotis rufescens (red abalone), 1281 nucleotides long. Its product is annotated as probable GPI-anchored adhesin-like protein PGA18. The coding region runs from base 1 to 1281 and encodes 426 amino acids. The record is from RefSeq and is a predicted model, not a curated record. The transcript is spliced from 2 exons. NCBI's taxonomy places the organism in Eukaryota, Metazoa, Mollusca, Gastropoda, Lepetellida, Haliotidae.
AUGGAAACACGAACGGCACUCGAGACUCUGAUUACUACAUCAGGACAACACUACUGUGACAACUGUCGUUCUCCAACCAUACAGGCUACAUCAGGACAAUACUACUGUGACAACUGUCGUUCUCCAACCAUACAGACUUCAUCAGGACAAUACUACAGUGACAACUAUCCUUCUUCAACCAUACAGACUACAUCAGGACAAUACUACUAUGACAACUACCCUUCUUCAACCACACAGACUACAUCAGGAAAAUACUACUGUGACAACUAUCCUUCUUCAACCAUACAGACUACAUCAGGACAAUACUUCUGUGACAACUAUCCUCCUUCAACCAUACAGACUACAUCAGGACAAUACUACUGUGACAACUAUCCUUCUUCAACCACACAGACUACAUCAGGACAACACUACUGUGACAACUGUCGUUCUCCAACCAUACAGGCUACAUCAGGACAAUACUACUGUGACAACUGUCGUUCUCCAACCAUACAGACGUCAUCAGGACAAUACUACAGUGACAACUAUCCUUCUUCAACCAUACAGACUACAUCAGGACAAUACUACUAUGACAACUACCCUUCUUCAACCACACAGACUACAUCAGGAAAAUACUACUGUGACAACUAUCCUUCUUCAACCAUACAGACUACAUCAGGACAAUACUUCUGUGACAACUAUCCUCCUUCAACCAUACAGACUACAUCAGGACAAUACUACUGUGACAACUAUCCUUCUUCAACCAUACAGACUACAUCAGGACAAUACUACUGUGACAACUAUCCUUCUUCAACCAUACAGACUACAUCAGGACAAUACUACUGUGACAACUGUCGUUCUCCAACUAUACAGACAACAUCAGGACAAUACUACUGUGACAACUAUCCUUCAACCAUACAGACUAAAUCAGGACAAUACUACUGUGACAACUGUCGUUCUCCAACUAUACAGACAACAUCAGGACAAUACUACUGUGACAACUAUCCUUCUUCAACCAUACAGACUACAUCAGGACAAUACUACUGUGACAACAGUCCUUCUUCAACCAUACAGACUACAUCAGGACAAUACUACUGUGACAACUGUCCUUCUUCAACCAUACAGACUACAUCAGGACAAUACUACUGUGACAACUAUCCUUCUUCAACCAUACAGACUACAUCAGGACAAUACUACUGUGACAACUGUCCUUCUUCAACCAUACAGACUACAUCAGGAAAAUACUACUGUGACAACUGUCGUUUCUACAACUAUACAGACAACAUCAGGACAAUACUACUUUGA